AUGUCUGUUUCCACGACAAGAGGCCCCUACCAACCCUUCCAAUGUCUCAUCUGCCAGAGUCGCUUCACCCGGCACGAGAACCUCAAGCGACAUGCCCUCCUGCACUCCCGCUCCCAGGAUGAAGCACUGCUGCCGUGCGAGCUUUGCCAGGCCACUUUCUCUCGUCCGGACUUGCGAAAUCGACACAUGAAGAGGAAGCAUCCAGAGCAUCCGGAGCAUCAUGAUAGGCGGACUAGAAAGAGAACUCAGAGCGAGCCGACUGCCACACAAUGGAGCGACGAGUCGGUAUCGCCGGAAAGUCACGAUGAGCAUCCGGAUAGCUGGCAUCAACUACAACAGACAGAUACGAGCACUUCAGACAGAUCGCAGAGUAUUUCAGAGUUGAUGCAGCAAGCCAUGAGCGAGCCCCGAAUCGACCGGAUCGGACAGGACGUGAUGGACUUGCAGACUUUACUCGAUGCCGGCCCUUCACUACUGAAGCCUGGUCAUGACCAUCUUCCUUCGCCUGACUUUACCAGUUUCAGCUUUUGUCACGAAGGUGACGACUGGAGUCCGUCGACCGCUCAGAUUGCGAGAGGCUGCGAGCUUUUCUUCGCCCAUGUGUCGCACUUUGUUCCUUUCCUGCACCAGCCGACCUUCGACUAUAAUCAGGCUCCUUUAUAUUUGCUCCUGAGCAUGCUGUCUCUGGCGUAUCAAUAUGGCAGCGAUCCAGAGACUCCGGAUGAGAGUGGCGCAGAUCUAUCAAAACGCUGCUUCCACCGAGCCCGCGCCCUCACCAACGAUGAAGACAACAUCUCCACCGUACAAUCCUACCUCCUCCUCCAAAUCUGCGCCAUGAUGUACCUCUGCGGGGAGGAUUCAUCUCACGCCCUAAAAAUGCACUCGGCCAUGAUCUCGCUCGCCCGCUCCAGCGGCCUCAUGCACCCAACCACCAUCGAACCAUCCACAACCCAAGACCUCGACACCCUCUGGCACACCUUCAUCAAGGCCGAAUCCCACAAACGCACUCUCUUCGCCGUUCACCAGAUCGACGCCCUCUGGUACCAGUUCCUCUCCAUCCCGCGCUCCAUUUCGCACCUCGAAAUCAAACAUGACCUCCCCUGCCCACGCGACCACUGGACUGCGUCGUCACCGUCCGAAUGGGCCCAUCGACAACUCAUCCAGAAACAGGGGCCUGCAGUGCAAUACGCCGACGCUGUCCGCCGCUUCCUCUCCCAGGACUCAUCUGACAUAUCCUCCUCCUUACCACCAUUCGACCCCUACGGCGCCAUCAAUAUCACGCAGUUCCUCAUCUCCUCCGCGCGCGAAAUCUCCGGCUGGUCCACCAUGACCGGCAUGCUAAGCAUCGAGCGAUUCGGGGCUCUCCGCUCGUCACUCGUCGCUUUAAGCCCAUUCAUCCCCUCCUCAACCUCAACAUCACCCUCACCCACAAACCCCGAGAAUAAUAUUCUCAGCACAGCAACCUGGCAAACCGCCAUGAUCGAACUCCAAAUCUGGUCUCCCUCACACACCUCCGGGAUUGUCGAGGCCUCAAUCGACGCCGUCCUCUCCCAGUCCACAUACCUCUCCCUCAGCCCCUCCCCCAGCAUCCUCUGCGAAGACCUCACAGCCAAAGCAAUCCAGCCACAUAUCGACUGGUUCCUGCGGUACCUGGAUUCGACAGUCGAUCCUGCGGGGCAGGGCGAGGCGCCCUGGGUCGCGCUGUAUGCGUAUAAGGCGUUUUUGAUUGCGUGGGUGCUUGUGAGGGGUGGUGUUUCUGGGGCGAUGGGUGUUGUUGGUGUUGGGGAUGGGGAUGCGGAGGGUGCCGUGGAGUGGGCGAGGGGCGUGUUUGCUCGGAGACGCGGGUUGGUUCUUGGACGGUUGAUUGCGGAGUGUCUUGAUAGGCUUCCUGCGUAA
Messenger RNA from Aspergillus puulaauensis, 1896 nucleotides. RefSeq lists its product as uncharacterized. The record is from RefSeq and is a predicted model, not a curated record. The transcript has a single exon. The coding region runs from base 1 to 1896 and encodes 631 amino acids. Gene Ontology annotation, biological process: regulation of transcription by RNA polymerase II; DNA-templated transcription. NCBI's taxonomy places the organism in Eukaryota, Fungi, Ascomycota, Eurotiomycetes, Eurotiales, Aspergillaceae. Gene Ontology annotation, molecular function: RNA polymerase II cis-regulatory region sequence-specific DNA binding; zinc ion binding; DNA-binding transcription factor activity, RNA polymerase II-specific. Gene Ontology annotation, cellular component: chromatin.